UUCCUGCCUCAGGUAGAAGGUGCAGUGAUGACAGAGGACACCUGUCUCUGUUACAAUGCUCUGGGAGGUCUGCCUGGACCGUACAUGUGAGCCUCACACUCACUCUAUCUAUUAUAGCUAUUGGAUGCAUGUUGAUUUGGUUGAAUGUGCAGCAAAUGGUUCUUGAAAAAGACUGGUCACGAAGGGCUCAACAAUCUGCUGGCUGCCUAUUCUGACAAGACGGCAUUUGCUCAGUGCACCUUUGCCUUCUGUGAGGGUAAAGGUCAACCUGUCAAACUGUUCAAGGGAGUAACAAAUGGUACAAUAGUUCCGGCCCGAGGACCCCCGGAUUUUGGUUGGGACCCAAUAUUCCAGCCAGAGGGGUUCCAGCUCACGUAUGCAGAGAUGGAGUCAGGGGUCAAAAACACCAUCUCCCAUCGCUACAAGGCCUUGUGUGCCCUCAGAGACUAUCUCACUGGCGGGGGAAAGGAGGGGGAGGGAGGAGUGUGGGAGGAGGGAGACACUAAUACAAAGAGAGCCAAACUUGUUUAAUGUAAUCACCUUGCCUCAUGAGUGUUGUACAUAAUCAUACGUGCCCCUUUGAUCCAGGUGCAUAAUUACACACAUGCACAGACAGUGAGUCCAAGGCUCUUCCUUCUCCCCCUGCCGUCCAUGGAGAGAGAACCAGUGACACUUUUCGCGUUAGAAUUAAAGUUGUAUAUGUUUGGUCACACAUUCUUCCAGUGUUUAUUAGUUGUUCAUUUCUGUGGUUCACUGCCUUUUCAUGCUGAAGGGAGAUUCAUGACA
Molecule: messenger RNA, 786 nt
Organism: Geodia barretti
Lineage: Eukaryota; Metazoa; Porifera; Demospongiae; Tetractinellida; Geodiidae
Source: the annotation of a GenBank genome assembly